CACAGAAAGAGACGCGUCGAACAGAAAGCGGUGGACUGCAGAGAGUUAUCUGUUGCCAGGCCCCGUUUCUAGGCAACCACAGCGGCGGGACCAAGAUCCGUGACGCUCUACUUGCAGGGAGGAACCUCUAUGGUUGCGAAAAGUAGCCGUUCUGCCUUCCUCUCCGUGGUUGGUGGGGCGUUUGGCUGGCAACCCGGGGCUUAGGAGGGGGCGAUGGAACGGGAAGGAACGUUUGGUCCAGCAACGCGUUGUUCCAGUUGAAGUUUACUUUCCACUGCUUAUUUGUUUAAAAAGUUAUGAGUUGUAAAGCCGGAAGAAAUUUAUCAGAAUGCAGUAUCAUACAACAUCUUGCUUUAAUUUGAUUUUCCUGCUUUCCUGCACUGUGGUAGGACUCCAUCAAGAAAAGUAUCCAAAGAGAAGCUUCUAAUCUAUGAAGGGCCAUGGGCUUUGGGUCUGCCAGCUUUCACCUCUCUUACAAACUCAAGCUAUUGAUGCUCAUUACCCUCUGCGUCUUAUUGAUAGGCUGGGCUACCUCCACUUACCUGGUGGAUAUUUUACACGAAACUCCAGCAGCAAAAGGCAUGAUUGAAAGUUUCAGGAAGCCAACCACUAUUAAGGAGGAACAGAUGGAGAAUUCAAAGAGGAAGGCCAUGCUAAUCGAGAAACUACCCACAGCAAUACCCGCCUGUCCUUUUCUGUCUCCUUAUCUCCGAGGCCCCAGCAAGCUCAUUUUCAGAGCAUCUCUCACUCUGGAAGAACUGCAAAAAGAGAAUCCUUCGGUAGCCAAAGGGCGCCAUAGGCCAAAAGAUUGCACAGCUCAGCAACGGGUGGCUAUAUUAAUUCCACACCGCAAUCGAGAGAAGCAUCUGCUGUACCUGUUGGAGAAUCUUCAUCCAUUCUUGCAGAGACAGCAGCUGGAUUAUGGCCUUUAUGUCAUCCACCAGGCUGGCAAUGCCAAGUUUAACAGAGCAAAACUUCUAAAUGUGGGAUACCUGGAGGCACUGAAAGAAGAGAACUGGGAUUGUUUUAUUUUCCAUGAUGUGGACUUGGUGCCAGAGAACGACUUCAAUAUUUAUGUAUGUGGCAGUCAGCCAAAGCAUUUGGUAGUGGGGAGAAAUAGCACAGGUUACAGGUUGCGUUACCAAGGAUACUUUGGCGGUGUAACUGCUCUGACAAGGGAACAAUUUCUGAAGGUGAAUGGAUUUUCAAACAACUACUGGGGCUGGGGAGGAGAGGACGAUGACCUUCGGAUCAGGGUUGAAAUGCAGAAAAUGAAGAUAAUCCGACCUUCCCCCAGUAUAGCCAAGUAUACUAUGAUCUUUCAUACUAGAGACCAAGGCAAUGAGGCAAAUGGCCAAAGAAUGAAUCUCUUGCGUCAGGUGUCUCGAGUAUGGAAGACCGAUGGGCUAAAUUCAUGCUCCUAUAAACUGCUUUCAAAAGAAUACAAUCUUUUAUAUACAAAUAUUACAGUGGAUUUUGGAAGGCAAACUAAGUUUUCAUAACCAUUUCUUAUAGCUAAUAAAUUUUAUUCAAAUGGACCAAAACAAAGUAAUGACUUGAGCUACAGCAGUGAAAUAUUUCAUUUUCUGUUGGUGGACACUCAACAAGUUCUUUACACAUGGAAAGUUUUUAAAACUGUUAGAUUUGUUAGUUACUCUCUUUUGAGCUAUAAGACAACGUUGAAAUUAAAGACUUUCUUUGGAUAAAAGUAAUCCUUUAUAAAGAAUUCUAUAGAACAUUUUUUUGAAAUGAAGAGAUAUAAGAACAAUUCAACUGUUAAUUUUUCAAUGAAACAAGAUUUUUUUUUCAGUCCAACUUUUUAAAAUGUCAUUUUUUCAGUUGAAGAACUGUUCAUCAUAUUCUAAAUGGGGUGGUACAUAAUUUCUUUUUCUUAAACAAGGAAAAAAUAAAAUUUUGAAUAAAAUUUAACCUGUUGAUCUUCAGUUUUCAUAUUUAUCCGAAUAUCUGUCAGUUUAAGAAUGUGAAAAUUUACUACUAAAAGAAAUUGAUUACUCUGUGUUUUCCAUUUUUCAAAGGAUAACAGCCAAACAUAUUUGCAUAGAGUACAUAAGUAGAUAAAUUGACAUUAAAAUGAUAGCAUACACCUUUGCAAGGUUAGAGUGCAGAAUGGUCUUAAAAUGCAGUGAUAUUUCUUCAGGAUGGAGGGGAAAGCUGGAAGACAAUUAAUGCAACUAAUGAAUAUAAAAUAUUAGUACUAAACAUAGAAAUGGUUCUAUGGUUAAAUGCAAAACAUUAUAUUUUUUUUAAAAAUGAGCAUAAAAAUAAAUUGUGUUCCAGCUA
Messenger RNA from Thamnophis elegans (Western terrestrial garter snake), 2301 nucleotides. RefSeq names its product beta-1,4-galactosyltransferase 4 (gene B4GALT4). The record is from RefSeq and is a predicted model, not a curated record. The transcript is spliced from 7 exons. Gene Ontology annotation, biological process: carbohydrate metabolic process. Bases 441 to 1502 code for a protein of 353 amino acids. Gene Ontology annotation, molecular function: glycosyltransferase activity. Lineage: Eukaryota; Metazoa; Chordata; Lepidosauria; Squamata; Natricidae.